This is a messenger RNA of Funneliformis geosporum, 280 nucleotides long. NCBI's taxonomy places the organism in Eukaryota, Fungi, Glomeromycota, Glomeromycetes, Glomerales, Glomeraceae. The record is from the annotation of a GenBank genome assembly.
UGAUAUUCCUGCGAUGCCCUGUCCCAAUACUGACACACCAUUAGUACUUGAUGAGAUUACUCUCGUUUGCUUUUGGUCACUGCCAGGCAAAUUUCUGGAAAAUGUUUUCAUUCAACAAAUAUCUACAUAUCAAGUAUCCUUUUGUGAUAUUCCUGCGAUGCCCUGUCCCAAUACUGACACACCAUUAGUGCUCGAUGAGAUUACUCUCGUUUGCUUUUGGUCACUGCCAGGCAGUAAAGGCUUACAUGUGGUUUCGGCUGUUGUAAUGCUUGGGGAUUAA